GACGGGUCACAACACAGCGCGGGCCAUGGACGAGUACGACGAAGUCGAUGAGUGGGAGAUGAUGUAUGGCGGGGACAUGGAGGCCGCCAACGAGCUAGCCGCCAUGGAGGACGAUUCCCCGCGGGCGCCAGCCCCAGCCCCGGCGGCCCCCAUCGCCCCGACGCAACCUGUGGUCCAGGACAGCGAUGACCCGAUGGGGGAGCCGCCGGUCGUUGCCUACUCGGUCCCUCGCGUCGAGAAGGCGCCAGUACCUCAGCGCGUUCCAGAUGCCAAGUACGUCCUCAAGCGACCGGCCCUCGAUGUGCGCAGCGUCCCCGUCGUCCUGGCGUCGGGCGAGCGCGUCUUCCUCCGCGCCAAGCAGCCCGACGAAGCACCAACAUUGCGCGAGAAGGAAGAGCAGGACAAUAUGCAGUGCAAGCUCGGCGUCCCCAUCAAGGAGAUGCUGGCCAGCAUCGAAAAGCGCAAGGUGCAAGCAGUCGUCGACGCCGACGAUAUGGAAGCUGUCGAUGCAUCGCCAAGCACGCACCACGACGAGCUCUGGCUCAACAAGUACCGCCCGAAGCAUUUUAUCGAUCUCCUCAGCGACGAACGGACGAACCGCGACGUGCUUGGCUGGCUCAAGUCCUGGGACCCGUGCGUCUUCAAGACCAAGCCGAAGCCGUUGCCCAAGCCAGCGUUUCGCUUUGGCGAGGCGUUGGCGCCCGAGCCCGAGCCAUCCGACGACAUUCGCCCGGAGCACAAGAUCAUCUUGAUUUGCGGACCGCCGGGUGCAGGCAAGACGACGCUGGCAGGGAUCGCGGCGCGUCACGCGGGCUACAACCCAAUCGAAGUCAAUGCGAGCGACGACCGCACGGCCAGCGUCUUGCGCGAAAAGAUCAUUAGCGCCAUGGAGAUGCAGUCCAUCUUCGGGAAUGCGCGACCCAAUUGCAUCAUCCUCGACGAGAUUGACGGCGCCUUGCACGGCAACGAGGGCCGCGGUGCGAUUGCUGCGCUCCAAGACCUCAUCGCUGUGCCGUACUCGAAUAAGAAGAAGGACAAGGCGGCCAAGAAAAAGAGUGGCCACCCGCUCAUUCGGCCGAUCAUUUGCAUUUGCAACGACCAGUACGCGCCCGUGCUGCGGCCGCUGCGGAAGCUCGCAAAAAUCUUCGUCCUCGGGACGCCCGACCCGCGCCAGCUCAUGUCGCGGCUCAAGUUUAUCUGCCGAAACGAGCACCUCGAUGCGCCGACGUCGGUUCUCUCGACGCUUUGCACGCGCGCCGACAAUGACGUGCGCUUCUGCCUCAACUCGCUUCAAUUUGCGAGCGCCAAGACCAAGCAGGUCACGCCGAGCAUGGUCGAGGACAUUAUGGGUCGAAAAGACUUGAGCAAAGGCGUGUACGAUGUCUGGGAUGUGGUCUUUUACGAGCCGCGGCAAAAAAAGAAGGAGACCAAAGCCACGGGGUUUGCCCGCGUCUUUGAAGCCGCCGACCGCUUUGGCAGUCCCGACCUCGUCCUCAACGGCCUCCACGACAACAUGCUGCAGCUCGUCUUCAACGACCCGACCAUGACCAAGCUGCAUGACGCGCUCGAGUGGAUGGAGUUUGCCGACUUGUGCGAGUCGCGCAUGCGGUCGCACCAGCAGUUUGCGCUUCUGGCGUAUGCGGCAAUUCCGGCGGUCGCUGUCUCGUACGCGUGCUGCACGGGCGCGCGGCGCCGCAUCGAGUACCCAAAAUCCCACUACGACCACCGCCGGACGCUGGAAAAGUCGCAGAGUAUUCUUCAAGCCACGGUCGACGCGAAUCCGUCGUUCCGCGUCGGGUCGCGCGUGCUGGCCCUGGACGUCAUGCCGUGUCUGCUGCGCAUUCUCAACCCGCAGAUUGCGUCGCCCAAGGAUGAGAAGCGCCAAAUGGACCGUCUCGUCGCGCUUCUUGCGUCGCUCCACGUGUCGUACCGGCCCGUGCAUCUCCCGGGUGGUAUCACCGACUAUGUCCUCGAGCCGGCUAUCCACGAGCUCGUCCAAUACAAGCACUUGGAGUCGGCGCGGUCUCUCUUGCCCAUCUCGAUGCGACAGCAGUUGGCCCGCGAAGUCGAGCUAGAAACCCUUCGCCGCGCUGAAAAGUCGGAUCGGUUCCAAGAGCUGCCGACAACACCGACGACAGCACCGACAACAACGAUCCAUGCUCCGGCCGCUGAGGCGCCACCGUCGCCCGUGACGGCGCACCCGUUCGGCUACAAGAAGCGGAAGCGUCAAGACGACGUGACGGCGACACGCAAGCGGUGCCCCGUCCGGUUCAAGUUUAACGAAGGCUACACGAGCGGCAUCAAGCGCCCCGUGCUCAUCCAAGACUUGUUGUAG
Saprolegnia parasitica CBS 223.65 is the source of this 2335-nucleotide messenger RNA. RefSeq lists its product as hypothetical. Bases 26 to 2335 code for a protein of 769 amino acids. NCBI's taxonomy places the organism in Eukaryota, Oomycota, Saprolegniomycetes, Saprolegniales, Saprolegniaceae. The record is from RefSeq and is a predicted model, not a curated record. The transcript has 9 exons. Gene Ontology annotation, molecular function: ATP hydrolysis activity; ATP binding.